Acaulospora morrowiae is the source of this 909-nucleotide messenger RNA. NCBI's taxonomy places the organism in Eukaryota, Fungi, Glomeromycota, Glomeromycetes, Diversisporales, Acaulosporaceae. The record is from the annotation of a GenBank genome assembly.
AUGAGUAAAUUUAACACGACGCCACCACUCGUUGAUCUUAAUGCGAACAACUCGGUUCAAGAGGUCGAAAUACGACUUCACGAACCACUGAUUUUAAAACCUGGCUCGCGAAAGAAGAGAAUAGGUUUGCAAAUCUUAAAUGCUCUGGCGAGAUUAGAAGUAUUGUUGUGUAAGGAAGAGGCCCUUGCAAGUUCAGAAAUUGGGGUGCAGAACAUGACGCAGGUUGGUGUGGUGGCAAACAGAAUACUUUAUGAACUUGAUGGUUGGAAUUGUGUCUCGGCCACGAAAUUGCAUGAUAACGACAACCAUCGGGAAUGGUUGUCUGCUGGAAGGCUCCCUGAUCAACAACAUAACAAAAUGGAGAUUGACGCUACCGUGAGUGUUCUAGAGGCAUCUCUAUUACAAUUUGAUGAGGACGGAAUACCCAAAAAAGAUUUUCAGGCAUAUUUGACAGAAUUAGGACUUACUUCACUUUUUCCAAAGUCUGCAAAACGUUUAGUAGUCAAUAAGAUUCCUUCGAGAAAAAUAGAUGUCUCUGCACAUUUUAAUGAAAUGAACAUACAAAAUCAAUUGGUUGCUAUUUCAUUACGGCUCCAGCAGGAUAUAAAACUCGUUAAUCACAAAUACUUGGCACAUCAACUUGUACUUCUCUAUCAAUGCCUUAAUCAAGCUGGUGGUCGUUUUCUUAAAUAUAAAUUACGAGUUGAAUUGCAUUUUGAUGAAGUUAAAGUUUUGACAAACCAUUCGGAGGAACCGCAACUUACAACCGAACAGAAACGAUGGUUGUCACAACUAACAUCUGAUGUUGUGACGGAAGUACUAUUCAGUGGUCAACCUGUAGUUGCAAUGUCGCAACCGCUGGCAUCCUAUUUGAAUCUGAUCAGUGAGGCUCAUGCAAAGGCCAACUAA